CUGCAGGGGGGGCAAAUGGCAGGCUGGGGGGGCUUCUUCAUUUCUCUCCUCAACUACAAGACAGAGAAGUAUGUCAUCGCUGAAAACAGGCGGAUUGGAAUACUAUUUCGCCUUUAUCAGCUGGCCGUGCUGGGAUACAUUAUCGGGUGGGUGUUUGUAGUAAAGAAAGGAUACCAGGAGAGAGAAGAGGCCAUCCAGACUUCAGUCAUCACCAAACUUAAAGGAGUCACUCUCACUAACACCUCUGAGACAGGCCCGUACCUGUGGAGUGCUGAGGAUUAUGUCAUCCCUCCCAAUGGCGAGCAGAUUUUCUUCAUAGUCACAAAUUACAUCGAGACCCCCAAUCAGAGGCUGGGCUUCUGCGCCGAGAGCUUCAAGGUGCCAGACGGGCGAUGUCAGAGCGAUGACGACUGCGUGGAGGGGGAGAGUGUAGCGGCCGGUCAUGGAAUGAAGACCGGCUUGUGUGUGAACAGCACGGGGACCUGUGAGAUACACGCCUGGUGUCCUGUGGAAUACAGCAAGAGACCGGAAGAGCCCUUGCUGGGUGCAGCUGAAAACUUCACCAUCUACAUUAAGAACUUCAUCAGGUUCCCAAAGUUUGAAUUCUCCAAAUCCAAUGUCCUUGAAACAACUGACGACAGCUACCUAAAGAGAUGCUCCUACGACAAAGACAACCACCCUUACUGCCCCAUAUUCCGCCUCACGGAUCUGGUCGCGAGCACUGGACAUGAAUUCCAGGACAUGGCUGUCAAGGGUGGCUCUAUUGGUGUUCUUAUUGAGUGGAACUGCGACCUGGAUAAGGAUUCCUCCAAGUGCAAUCCAGAGUACAGCUUCACCCGUUUGGACAUGAACAUGAACAACUCGGUCACAUCAGGAUACAACUUCCGAUAUGCCAGGUACUACAAGGACCAAAACGGUGAAACCUAUCGCACUCUGUACAAAGUGUACGGGAUUCGAUUCGACAUCAUGAUCAAUGGCCAGGCUGGGAAAUUCAAUAUCGUCCCCACAAUAAUUGCUAUUGGUUCUGGUCUUGCUCUGAUUGGUGUGGGGGCCUUUGUUUGUGACAUGAUUCUACUUUACAUGAUGAACACAAGCUCCUUCUACCGAGAGAGGAAGUUUGAGAUCAUCAACUUCAAAAAAGAGCGGUCCAAAGCAAAGGAUGGGAAACCGGGUGCCCGGGAGAGGAGGUCCAGGAAACCUGCCGCAGACAAAGAUGCUGCCAACAACAUCAAAAACCCGGAGGAGACCGAACUCACCGUGGAGCCGUCCUCCAAUGAUGAAGGCCAGCCGUCGGUGGAGAAACGGGGUCCCACCAUUCCACGCAACACGGGGCAGCGAUACUCGGCCGUCCUGCCACAGGGCGCCGAGCACAAGCACCACAUCACUUUUGCUUCGCACAGCUAG
This is a messenger RNA of Menidia menidia (Atlantic silverside), 1404 nucleotides long. The record is from the annotation of a GenBank genome assembly. NCBI's taxonomy places the organism in Eukaryota, Metazoa, Chordata, Actinopteri, Atheriniformes, Atherinopsidae.